Molecule: messenger RNA, 17609 nt
Organism: Gopherus flavomarginatus (Mexican gopher tortoise)
Lineage: Eukaryota; Metazoa; Chordata; Testudines; Testudinidae
Gene: STARD9
Product: StAR related lipid transfer domain containing 9
Exons: 34
Coding region: 1-15573 (5190 amino acids)
Biological process (GO): microtubule-based movement
Molecular function (GO): lipid binding; microtubule binding; ATP binding
Source: RefSeq, a predicted model, not a curated record
AUGGCGCUGGGGACAGCGGGAAGCCCCGGUAGCCGGGGAGCAGCGAGAGCGCGGGGUGGUCGGGCUGCCGCGGGCAGCGAUGUGAGCAGGGGCGCGGGCGGCGGCGUCUCCCCCCCGGGGCUGAGGCGGGACAUGGCGAAUGUCAAGGUGGCCGUCCGGAUUCGGCCUCUGAGCAAAAGAGAGAAUGCAGAAGGGGGAAGAAUAAUUGUAGAAGUUGAUGAAAAAGUGGCAAAAGUCAGAAACAUAAAGGUAGACAAUAGGCUUGAGGGCCCAUGGGACACAACAGAGAAGAUUGUGGCUUUUGGCUUUGAUUUCUGCUAUUGGUCAGUUGAUCCUGAGGAUCCUAAAUAUGCAUCUCAGGAAGUGGUUUUCCAGGACCUCGGCACCUCAGUGCUAUCUGGUGCUUUUAAGGGGUACAACAUCUGUCUUUUUGCAUAUGGACAGACGGGUUCAGGAAAAACGUACACGAUGAUGGGAACUCCAGCAUCCAUUGGGUUGACACCUCGUAUAUGUGAGGGCAUUUUCUCAAGGGAGGAUGAUUAUUCAGAGCAGCCAGCAUCUUGCAGAGUAGAAGUCAGUUUCCUUGAAAUCUAUAAUGAGCGUGUCCGAGAUUUGUUAAAGCAAUCAAACCAGAAGAAACCUUAUACGCUUCGUGUCCGAGAGCAUCCUGAGACAGGUCCAUAUGUGCAAGGAUUGUCUCAGCAUUUAGUUACAGACUACAAACAAGCCAUAGGACUUCUAGAAGAAGGAAUAGCCAACAGAAUCACAGCAGCUACGCAUGUUCAUGAUGCCAGCAGCAGAUCCCAUGCCAUCUUCACCAUUCAGUACACUCAGGCUAUACUGGAGAACAAUCUCCCCUCUGAAAUUGCAAGCAAGAUCAACCUGGUGGACCUUGCAGGCAGUGAAAGAGCUGAUCCCAGUUAUUGCAAAGAUCGAAUUACAGAAGGUGCCAACAUUAACAAGUCAUUGGUUACUCUGGGAAUUGUCAUCUCCACCUUAGCACAAAACUCUCAGAUGUUCAGCAGCUGCCAGAGCAUAAACAGCAUAACUAGUGAAGGGGACAACCAUGCGAGCAGUCACUCUCCAGGCAGUGUCAGCGGGACUAGGCGUCAGGCUUAUAUCCCGUACCGUGACUCCAUCCUCACCUGGCUUCUGAAGGACAGUCUAGGGGGCAACUCCAAGACCAUCAUGAUCGCCACCAUCUCUCCUGCUAGCUCCAGCUACAAUGAGACCAUGAGUACUUUGAGAUAUGCCUCAAAUGCCAAAAACAUUAUUAACAAGCCCCGGGUGAAUGAGGAUGCAAAUGUAAAACUGAUUAGAGAACUACGAGAGGAAAUAGAUAGAUUAAAAACUAUGCUGAUGAGCUUUGAACUGAGGAAUUCUAGCCCUUCUUGGAGUGAUGACAGAGAUGGAAAUCUGACAGAAUUGGUUCUUCAGAAUGAAAUGAAGAUUGAACAGCUAACCAAAGACUGGAGCGAUAAGUGGACUGACAGAAAAGUCAUAAUGGAAGAAUACAGUGUGGACAUCAACAAAGAAAAAGCUGGAGUAACAAUAGAUUCCAAUUUACCUCAUUUAAUGGCAGUGAAUGAUGAUAUCCUCAGUACUGGAGUUGUGCUUUAUCAUCUCAGGGAAGGAACAACCAAAAUUGGAAGAUGUGAUUCAGACCAGGAGCAGGAUAUUGUUCUGCAGGGUCAGUGGAUUGAAAAGAACCAUUGUAUUAUAGACAACAAGUGUGGGAUUGUGACACUGCGGCCAGUCCAGGGAGCAUAUUGUACUGUAAAUGGACAGGAAGUCACUGGUGCUUGUCGUCUGUCACAAGGAGGUCUUGUUGUCCUGGGCAAGGCUCAUAAAUUUAGGUUCAACCACCCAGCAGAGGCUGCCAUUUUAAGACAAAGAAGAUUGAUUAGUGAAGCCUCCCCCAUACUGAGCAGCAAAUAUUUGGAAUGGCUGGACUUGGGUGGAGAUUUCACUCCUUCCCUUCCCUAUAUCUUUUCUCCACUUGAAAAAGAAAGCCAAAAGCAUGUAGGCCAUGAGGAGUGCAAACAUUCAGCUGAAAUGAUGAGCAGAGAGAGAGAUUCUGUGCACGAAGAGUACAAGCAGAAGCUGAGAGAUCAGGAAGCUUUCCACAGGGAACACAUUCAACAGCAGCAGCUCUACAUUGAGGAUUUAAAGCAGCAGAUCCUGUCAGGACAGAUCAAAGCAGAGCGGGAACUAGAAUAUGACCAGGCACUAAUCAACCAGCAGAUCAGAGAAAACCAACAGUGGCUUAUUAAUGAGAAGAAACGACUGGCUUCCCUCCAGCCGCAGCAGAGGGAGUUUGCUGUGCAGACAGAAUCUAAGUCAUAUGCAGAAGCUGAAGUGCAAAAUACUGUGGAUUUGGAGAUCUGUCCUUCCCUGGUAGAGCAGAACAGGAAGAAAUUGGUACAACUGGAGCUUUUGCGGAGAUACUCUUUAAAGAAAGCUGAAAGAAACAUAGGGCGGAAAAAGGUCAAGUUCCAGUUGGAGAGGAUUGUCAAGAAGCAAAAAUUACUGGAAGCCAAGAGAAACCUAGAGCAGCUAGAGGCUAGCUACUGGCUCAGUGAGGAUAACCUGAAACAGUCCCAAGUCCUGAACCAAAAUACCACAAUUACCUCCUGGGAUUACAAGUUGCAAAGGAGAAGGAAGUCAUUGGGUUCAAGUUCCUUGCAACACAGAAGGCAUUCUUUUUGUAAUCUUUACCCACCGCAUGUACCUAUUUACAGCUCUUUCCUGAAGAGGGAAACCACCUCUGAAUUAUCUACCUCACCAAAUACCUAUAAAUGGCAUGAAGGCAAUGCACCACGGAAAACGCUGUCUCUAGAAUAUCUACCCAGAACAAUUAAAGACAAUUCCAGGAGAGAUGACCGUAAUGAUGAGAGGUAUAGGUCCUUUGCAACACAGAGACAGCUAACUAAAAAACAAAAGACAUCACUGUUUGGAAAUGAAAAAGGGCCAGAAAAAGACUGUAAUGAUCCCGUUAUCAUGUUACAUAUCAACAAAGAUAAUAAAAAAAUGGAAAAAUUAGAUGAUAGACUAGUACAAACUGAACCUCAAAGCCAGACCUCUAGGAACCUCUCUCCCAAUCAGCUUAAGAAGAAAGGUGAACUUGAAACCUUUAUUACAGGGACACAAGUGACCAAAGUGAAGGUAUUAGGAGAUUCAAGUCAGUCUACAGGGAAACAGCUAGAAGAAAGUGAAGCCCAGGCAUCUCAUAAAAAGUCUAGAAUGAAUUUAAGAGGAGAGCACCAAGAUUCACUUCCAGAAAGCUUUAUUAAGGAAGUGAAAAAAUCAAUAGUGCUUGGAAAGCCACCAUCAGGUUAUCUAAGUCAAACAGCAAGGAACUUGAAAAGAGAGCCAAAGUCAUCCUUGCCAAGUCAUGAUAGGCAGUUAGUGGAAAAGCAGGAGUUUCUCAUGACAGCUACUUCAGUAGGGAACCUUAAUAAGAUAAACAUCCAGACACCACUCCGUUACAUUGAAAAAAAAUGGCACAGUGCUGAGGUGUUGAGUGUUGGAAUCUCAAAAACAGCCACAGAUCUGCUAGGGAACUGGCAAGAGGAUGAUGAAAAUGACUUUUCUGAUACUGAUAGUUCCUACUCUGUGGAUUCUCUCUCCUGUGCUUAUGCAAAAGCCUUGACCGAGCAACUGAAACAGGAAGAUUCAGACAGGAAUAAGUGUAUCACCAACCCAGAAGAUUCCGAAAGUGAUGAUAGUCAGAUGUCUCAAGACUCUCUGAUAGAAAAAGAAAAUAAAGCCAAAAAACGAAGUAAAAAACGUUUUCACAAAUUAAUGGUUCACCAAGAGCCAGUUAAGUUUUACAAAGGCAGAUAUGACCACCAUAUCUCACCUUUGGUGACCUCAUCCACAUCACGCAGUGGAUUGGGAAAGACUGAAAGAAGCUUUUCUCUGGAUAGCUUAGCCGAUGCAGAAGAGGUGUCAGCAGAAGAUCUGGUAGAAGAAUCCAAAUCUGAUUCAUCCGAUGAAGUGCCUGCAGAGAUAUUUUGGAGGCUGCAGAGUCCUAGGUCCUCAGCCAUACAGACUGAGGAAUACCAGAAGCCUGGAACCUGUGACACAGAUGUAAAAGGAACAAAUUAUGAUCUAAAACAGAGCAGUUCUUUUUAUCUGGAUACUCAAACACAGUCCAUUUGCAAUAAGACUUGCAAACAGCCAUUGAAAGAGAUGAAGGUUUGUUUUCUAGAGCAAGAAGGGUCUGUUGAUCAAAGACUUAAUUCCACAGGUGGAAACUCUCUGACGCUCACUGAUGCUUUGUCUUCAUAUGACUCAAAAAGUGAAAUCAGCAGCCCCCGAAUAGCUGUACCUUCUUUUCAUAAAAAUUUACGAUUUCGUGGUGCUCAUCUGAGCAAGCUGGAAUGUUGGCUGAAGAAAGAUGACCUAAAGCAGUCAGCUGCUGAAGUAUCUUUUGUCUCUGGCUAUAAGCAGUUACAUAGUAUUUCUCAUGUAUCACAUGGCGUAAAUGAGAUAAAUGCAACUUUCUCCUCUGAUGGAUCAGAAAUACCAUUACCAGAAACAACACAUUUUGAGAUAGAUGAAAACAAAGUUCCUGAGAGUGGAUCUUUAUUAAGUAAGAUGGUCAAAGAAAAUGCAAAUUCUGAUGAAAAUUCUGUCUUAGAAUCUCAAGGUGUUAGGUCAUUGUUUGUCAGUUCAAUAGGACCGAGCACUUCAUGUGUUCCCAUUUCAACAUUUUCAGCAAAACAUGGUUAUUAUGAUGUCAAGUCAGUUCAUCCUAAACACAAACAGCUUACUGUAUCAUCUACUUAUGGAUCUACUGUUGAAUACACACAACAGUAUAGCUGUUUGAAAAAAACCUCCAUGACAGAUUGUUUGUUACCAGUAUCUGGAACAGAAGAGGGCUCUCUCCCUACAAUUUAUCCUGAACUGCCCAAGGAUCAGGAUUCUAAAAAAAUAUCAUUAAUUUCAACACCAUCUACAUAUGUUUUACAGCAGAGAAAUGAUCAUGGAAAUUUUGAUUUAGAAGAUAAUGAUUGUGAUAAUAUGAUAAUGGAAUCAAAAACAAUAGAUCCAAACACUAGAGAUGCAUCUGUCAAUGCAGCUACCAGUGGAUUGCCUAAAGGGCUGUCUCCUGAUUCAACUUCAAUACCCACAGUAGGAACGUCUUCAGAAAAACAGGGAAUAUAUGAAAAAUAUGGCCACCUCUUUGCAAAAGAGGGAACAUCAACAUCCCAUGAUGAGGGUUUCUUUCUCAGUGACCUGUCAAACAAGAAUAGGAAUACUGGUAUAAAAAAACGUUAUAUACUUCAGACUUCUGUUGAACAAGGAGAAAAUUCUGCUGGUAAAGUAGGUCUACUCAGUUACAGGGGGAAUAAUUUUGAAUCUGUGCAGAAGAUGGAUUACCAACAGUUGUCUGCAGGAGAAAUAACCAUAGACAAAGAUUUUUCUUCUGAAAGAAAACCCUGUCACACUGGUUCUGCAGCCUUUCCCCAGGAUGCUAAUUAUGACCAAUUCAGAAUAUCAAUAGACACUUUUCAGAAGGAAUUGGUCUGUAAUACAACAAGUAGAGAUAUCCUUAUUGAAACUGCCUUGGAGGCCCCUUCAUUCAGAGAUACUGAAGAAUAUGAACAGAAGGAAGAAAAUCUGUGUUCACAAAAUAAUUGUGAAAUUCAAAGGAAAGUUGUUUUAAAGAAUGAUUUUCUUGAAAGUUUACAGGCUGACAAUCCUGAAAGUUGCUUAUCCCUACAGGUUUUGGGAAACACCACAUUAUGUCCUGAGACUAUAAGAAAAGAAAGCGGAGAAAGUAAAGAAGAACAUAAUUUGAGUUCUCACCCUGUAGGCCAGGAAAGGUCUUCAUCCAAAUAUAGAAAUUUGGUGGUAGAUGAAUUAAGAUAUCUUAAUGUGAAUUUAAAUGGAAAAAACACUGCACUUUCAACUGCAGCUACUUGUGAAAUUAGAGAUGAAUCCACCUCACAGUCCAACUCAAAUGAAUUUUACUAUGACACAGCAAAAACUAAUCUUUUCCUACGUGCUUCUGAAACUGAGAAAUAUAAUACACAACUGCAGGAUCUUACAGCGAUUAAUGAAAUUUGUGAUACCAGAUCUAAUCUCAGUAUAGAAUACAAUGUUGAAAAAAGUUGUUGUUCUGGUACUAAUUCGAAUUGCCUCUGCACAAUGUGCUACUUAAAAUCUGAAGAGCAGAGAAACAAUAUGUAUAAAAAGGCUGAAGGUCUUGUGGGAUAUGAUGCAGCCUUUCUCUCUGAUGAUACCCAGACCAAGAACAAAUCCUUUCCUGAAUCAAGAGGAGAGAGUGAAACUGCUUUUUCUUGUAUGGUUCGUAGUGAAAGUGAUUUCUCAGGAGAGGUUUUGUUUGUUGGAGGAACCAGUAAUAAUGUAAAAACAAACUUUGGAAAAGUGCUUGAACACAAUACAGUUAUAUCAGACACUGCUUUCCAAGAAGGGAGUCCAAGUUUGAAUAACAAAUCUGAAUGCACAAAGAAGGCAGCUGAUCCUGAAGAUGAAAUUAUCCUGGAAGAGACUCUGGUUCCCUAUCAGAGUAAAAAAGUAAACACCACUGAAGAAAUUGCUAAACUGGUUAACAGUGUCAUCAAGUUGGAAAGCAAUAUUUUGGAAAUUAAAGCUAGACAGACUGAAACCGUACAUAACUACUCUGUAGUUGAAGCCGAAUGUGAUAUUGGAGAAAAGAGCAGAAAUAAUUUGGAAAACAAUAGUCUAGUUCAGAGAUCAAAAGAGCCCAGUGAUCUUGUGGCUUGCAAAGAUCACCAUGAGUUUUACAAAAAGCUGCACACAACAGUACUGCGUGAAGAGGCAGAGAAAGAAGAAUCAGGUGUAUAUAGUGGUGGUGGUGUAGGACACACUGAUGGAUCAAAAACAGAGGAGAUUUCUGACAGCUGCAUUCAGACAAGUAGCUUUCAUGAAAAUAAAAGGAAAGCAAACAUGAAAAUAAAUUAUUGUUCAACAGAGACUGAAGCUGCUUCUAAAAGCAUUCCUUCAUCAGUGUGUUCCAGCUCGUCAGAUUUCACUGAGAAUACUAUAGGCUUCCUUGAUACUUAUAAGGAGUUGAAGCAGACUAACAGAAUAAUAGAAAAUGUGUUGAAUACUAAAAGUAUAGCCAGAACAAUACCAGGUAGUUCUGGAGAAGAGAACUCUUUAGAAAACGGUGAAAAGGAACAAAAAAAUGCUUCUAGUGAUACAAGUGAAAUUUGUAUAACAGACUGCUUGGUGAUGGCCCAUGAGAACUUUUUUCAAGAAAACAGAGUUGAUGGAAGCAUAACUAACUCCAAAAUGAUUGAGAGUGAGGACCAAACUAAUGUAAAAGACCGUGAGAUGUUGGUUAGCACAAGGAGAGGUGAACUGCACACAAAUGUAAAUGUUUCAUUUAUGCAAGAGAUUCCAGCUCUAGAUCAGAUGUAUUCUGACAGAGACAACAGUGAAAAAUUUAUAAUUGAAUCUGAGAUCCCAGAAAGAUACUUUACAGCUUCCAACUUAGAAGAACAAGAUGUUUUGUCAGUUGAUACUUCAGGGUUGACAGGAGGUAGCCAUGAUGCAAUUGAAAAGAAGGGCAAGACAGAUCUAAUGAAUAAAUUGGUGGAAGACAUCAAUAACUGUGGCAGUUCAGUUGAUGAUAGUGCAGUAAAUGAGAAAAAUGUAAUCAGAGGAAAAUCUGGAAGACUUAUUAAAGAGAAUAGCAAUACAGAUAAGAGUUCUUAUUCCGAGUAUAGGGUGUCUGAAGAUUUGGAUGUAAAUUUUAUUGGAAACAGACCUGAUAAUUUUGAAUCUGAUCCAGUGCGCUUCAUAGCACAAGAGAAGGAGAAAACACAUCAGAUAAAACUGGAACAAAUGGCUAAAGCAGAUGUAAUAAAUGAAAGUUUGAAAACAUACAAUGCAUCUGUUUUUAGAACAGAUAAAGAACGGAAGGUUUUCAAAGAAAACAUUGAGAGUCGAGAACUGACUGCUUCACAAAAUCAAAAUGAAGUUCCACCUGAAAACAAAGGCAGCCACCAACUGACAAAUAAUAAAUUAAAUGAGAUCUUAAAAGAAAGUCAUUGGGUAUCUAAAGAUUGUUCUAGAAAUGAUGCCAAUGUUUCCUCAGUACCUAAUAAACAACCGCGUACCCCAGAAACUAUAAAGUCUUCUGAAGAAACUCAACAGUGUUUGCUUGAAGUCUUUCCAUGUCAGUCUUUAACUCAUCCUUCAUAUUUUGGAAUAAAUAACAGCACAGAAGUUGUGCAGAAUGAUCCCACUGUGUUAAGAGGACAUGUAAAGUCAUUUAAUAGCAAUGCUGGUACUGGAGUUGUUCUUCCUUAUUAUGAAACAUUAAUGGAGAAUGAUGUGCAUGUUGGAGCACCCAGUACACUUAUCAAAGAGAGAAGAGAUGAAUCAUUGUCUGACAAAAUGCAAAAUAAAGACCGUGAUUUUCUGCUAACGAUGGUCAUGCAGAACAAGCAGAGGGAAGGACACUUUGUAUUAAACAACACAUCUAAUUAUGCUGUAUCUGGGCAAUUUCCUAAUAGUGAUGACAUAAAUUCAACUUCCUCUAUUGCAGAGUGUCAUGAAUCCAUAAUUGUUACACCUAGUCAAGGCGCAAGAAAUAAUUCAGUUUCCCUGGGAGGGUUAGAUUCUCCUGAAGAUAUAAUUCAAAACGUGAGCAAUUCUGAUGCAGAGCACAGCUUAAGCACAGGCUUAAAUGUGGGAGGAAAAUCAAAAGUUCGUUUUAAUUCCUUAGAUGAUAUAGUUCAAGAAGGAAGUAUGACUGCAUCAGUGGAUGUGUCUGGUCCACAGACUUCAGAUAAUCAAAAUCUGCUUUCCUCUUCAAUGUUGAAAGAUAAUGCUAUGAGAGAGAAAAGAAAGCAAUCACUACCAGAGGUCUGUUCUCAGAAAGGUUUUCAAAAUAUUAAUAUAAGUCAGAAAGAAUUAGCACAAUGCAAUCAGACAGAGAAAUGUUCAGCUGCAGACUAUAUUAAAACAGACUGUACAAGUAAUAGUGAAAGGAUUCCUGAUGUAUUUGGAUAUCAAACUGAACCCAGUGAGAUUCAGGCAUAUGGGGCUUCUAGAGAUCUCCGUGUGGGAUAUCCAGACAACUCUGCAGUUGUUUCUGAGACCCUUUUAGAAAGUAUUAAUCAGCCCUUGUGGAAAAAUGCUCAUUAUGAUGAACGCUCUGCAAGAUAUAAUAUGAAUUCUUGUGUUUCUAAAUAUUCUGCUGGUCUGCUGAAGAAUAGCCCUGCUACACUUGCAAAUGCGUUGGUAGACAGCAGAGAAGACAAAUGUAAAAUUGAUGCUGUUUGUUUUGGAAAAACAAAAUACUUUGAAAGUGAAUCAGUAGAUUUGGAUGUGCCUAUACUUGUUUCUGAUGAUCUCUCUGUAAAUCAGAAAGAUGAUGAAAGCAAAAUUUGUUCUGCAGUUGGAGAGAGAGAGAGAACAGACACACAGCAUGAUGAAAUCACUAAAGAGGUCGUUGGAGUAGAUCAAAAGCAAGAACAAAGUCAAAAUUCUUUCCAGAUUUGCCAUGGUAUAAAAGAAAAAAUAUUGUGUUUAUACCCAGAAGACUAUAUUGGUAGUUCUGGCAUGAAACUACCAGAGAAGAGCUUGCUUACUUAUCAAAGUCUUGAACAAAUUAGCAAUAAGGAAACAAAAUCUCUUACCUUAUGCACUGUGGAAGAUGUUCCAGCUUAUUCAACAUUUAAAAGUUCCAACAAGCUUAGUACCUUUGAAACCUCUAAUGUGCCAGAAAAUUCAAAAUCUCUGAAAUUUAGGCAUCUUGAUAACUCAUUGCAAGACAUUUCUUUGACUGACCGGUUGUCAUCUACUUUUACAAAUCCUCAUUCUCUACAAGAAAAUCAAGAGAGAGAGUUUCCUCGAGCAUUUCCAAAAGUUUCUUACCCAUCAUUAAAAAUGUUUUCAGAAUAUCCUCUUACUGCUGACAUUGGUUACAAUGAAACUGGCAGAUACGAUGUUUCACAUACAACUACUUCAAACUGUUCUGCAUUUGAUAUAGCACAAAUGCAAGAGAGUCAAUCUGAUGAUGCUGUGAUAUUUGACCAGCAGCCAUCUGCUUCAACCAGUAUUGUAGUUUCUCUUACAAAUGAAAAGGGACAUCUCCCAGUAGCUGAUACAAAAUCUACCUCUCAAGGAUAUCCUGCUGAAGAUGGAAAAUCAAAAAAUAAAAGUAACUCUGAACAACUCAACAAUGAAACAGAAGUUGAUAAACAACCCUGGGAUAAAGUUUCGCUACAACAAGCAUUUUUAGAAAACUUAGGGAAAGUAGAAGAUGGUGUUUCUAUGUCAUCAUCAUUAGCUGUUGGGGAUGCUAGAAGAGCAACUCUUAAUAAACAAGAAAAUAUGAGAGAGAGAAUUAGCAGAAAUGAGAAGGAAUUGCAUUCAAACAUAGAGAAGGUACUUCCUGCAACAGACAGGAAGCAGAGAAGAACAUUUUUAAGAAAAGAUCCUGUUGAAAAUCAAGCCAUAGCGCCAUCAGUUUUUGCCAAUGAGUUAAUGGACCCACGAAUUACAAUAUCGCAAAACCCAUGUUCAGGAAACAUUGGUGUGGAUUCCAAGUACAUGUACAAUCUGUAUGGGGGAGUAUGUCCCACAAAUAACAAUGCUGCUGAUCCCAAAGAAACAUAUUACACUGCCUCAAAUUUUGAAAUAAAUUCUUGUGCAGAUUUACAAGACAAUUGGCAGGUUGGGCAUGCCAGGGAAAAAGAUCAAAGGAAAGCAAAUGUAAGCAGUGGAAAAGAUAUGGUACACUGCAAAAAUAAUGCAUGUUCAAAUGUUGAUAGUCCUGACAAUUUUCAGAUAGUGGCAGAUAGUAUAAUGAAGAUUAAGCAAAAGACUUCAAAAUCAGAAAGGCAAAAUCUUUCUGGCAUGAAAAAUGAGAAUAUGUCCUUCAAAAUUUUACCAGAAAACAGUUCUUUGCCUCCACAGGAACCCAAGUUGGUAUUACUUAGGAAUGAAAAAUCAUACUUUACUGCACAAAAUACAAAGCAUUGCAAACAAGAUGAACAAAGAAAUUGUUUACAGAAUCACAUAUUGUCAGCCCCAGCUAUUUCUGCAAUCCCUGAUCUUGAAUACACUUCCAAAGUUUCGUCUAAGGCACAUCUUUCUUUGUAUCUUGCCUCUAAAUCUUUACAAGAAUUGAAUAUGAGUGUUGAACCUCCAUCUCCAACUGAAGAUGAUCUUCAUGGAAUUGAAAGAUUUUCAAAAUUGGAGUCAGAUAAUUUCAUACUGGCUAAAUAUAAACCUAGAUUGCAGCAAAGAUUGGUACAAACUCAGAGACUUGCUAAUUAUGAUCCAAAAAGCUCACAAAAUUAUGGGGAGAGAAGCCGAGGCAGCAACUCCUUAGAGCCCUCUGCUAUUCACUAUUCAACUGCUUUGGCACAUAGAGCUGGUCGUUCCAUGGAUAUAGAAGCAAAAAAACAUUCAAAUAAUACUACUUUACCACAGUGCGAUGAAGAGACAAUUGAAGAAUUGAGAGAUCAACCAGAAGAAACAGAUUUAUUUUUACAGGACAAUAAAGAUGCAAUGCAUUUUAGUUCAAGUGAUAUCAAUCCAUACAUUCAUCCAUGGCAGCAAGAUGGACUCUGCAAGAUUGGUUGGAAGCAAUAUGUUUUUGGUAGUGCAAGUGAUGUCUCUUGCAGUCAGCCUCCUGUAAGCCUGGAUAAUCAUAAGGUUAUGAGAUGCUCCAGUGUGGAUAAUGGACUGAACUCUCAAAACUCCCCUUUUCACUCUCAUCUCAGUUCUUAUGCUAAUGCAAAAGUACUAUCAAGCACUUUAAGCAGCAUUGAAGACCCCCAGGGAUGGGAUGAUGCGAGACAGGGUUUUGAAUCUACAUAUUCAAGUGACAACAGCAAGCAUUAUGUAAAUAUAUCCAGUGAGAUACUUGAAACAAACCCCAAAAACAGAAUUUCAAAAUUUGAGAAUCCUUCUGAGCAACCUGGAAACACUUCCGUGCAAGUUGACGAAAUUGUACUCCUCUACCCUUCUGAGUCAGAAACAGCCUCCAAAAAACCACAAGGCAUUACUUGUGAGCAGGGAACACAAACAAUGGCUACAGGAAGGUAUAAAAGACAGAAAAGGCACCGGAGAAGUUAUACAGAUGUUUCUGCAAGAAAACAAGAUGCAAGUAGGAGUUCAUUUCAGCGACCUUCUUCUUGGGCGAGCAUGCAGAAUCUGUCCAUGCACCUAUCGCAGCUUCUUCAUAACACUUCCGAGCUGCUGGGAAACCUCUCCCAUCAGAAUGUUCUAGAUAACGAGCAGAAUGCCAAAAUCAAUCAAAGAGGAAUUGCUGAAGAGAUUGCAAGGGCUGCUAUGUCAGACAGUUGUACUCAAACUACAGGAGAUGUAGGCAUUCAAGCUGAUAUUUCAGAACAUCCACAAAGCAAAAACAAAGAAAAUCUAUUGCAGGCAAAAAUUGAAAAUGAAUUGAUGAAAACUCAGGAAGUGAAUGUGAUUGUGAAAGUGGUAGGUUCAGAUACUGUAUGUAGGUCUCAGGAAAAGAAAGAUGUAGGUCUGACUGUUCAAGCGAGAACUCCAGAAAGCAUUGAAAUGAGAAUGCAGAGCAUGCCUGACUUCAAUGAUUCUGCUGCUAAUAGUUUGGGAGAUUCCUUUAUGCAUCUGCCUUCGUUAGCCAGAGCCUCCACUCCUAUCUUAGAUUUUCAGAAACCACCAUUCAGCGCACAGCAGAAUGUUGCUUUUGGCAGUCCUAGAGUUUCUCCUGUUGUAUCAUCUUCACUGAGUUCAGGACAAGAUGAAUCUUCAUGCACAGUAGUUAGCAGCUCUACUUCUAGUACAUCACAAUCUCCAGCACAUUACACUCAGGAUAAGAGAACUGUUGAUGAAUCUGAUAUUGCAGUAGAAAGGAAGCUAUGUUAUAAAAACACCUUAUUAGUUGACAGAGCCUCUUCCCCUAUUCUGACACUUAGUGCAAAACCAAGCAACCAGGUUACCUGUAGGAAGUCCAUUUGUUCUAUCAAGGGAUCUGUGGAACAUCCUCUUGAUACUUCAAAUUUGCUUAGCAAUCAAAAAAAGCAAGGAUCACGGUCAUGUUCUGGCUUUGGCACCUUGGAGCCUCAUGUAGAUAAUUCUUCACAAACAGAAACAGACAAUGAAUCUACCACUUCUAGAAAUAGCAAGGAAGUGAGCAAGAAAUCUGGAAGUUUCUCAGAUAAGAACAUAGCUAAAGAGUUCUUAGGAAUAGGUGUUUCAAAAGAAUUGAAGGAAAAGCACAGAUUCACUGUUGACGCACACACUACAAUUCGUGCAAAAAGACUGUAUCAUUCAAGUAGUACUUUAGAGGUUUCUGGCCGUGGGGAAUAUUUAGUUGAUGAUCUCAAAGAGCAUGUUCCAAUGGAACGUUCACUACAUUGUAUGUAUGUCAGCAGAAGAGGAAGAGGCUCUUCAGGAAGAAUCAGAUGUGACAAAACCAGUGGAAGUUCUGAUGCCUCUUUGAUUAAAAACCACUCUCAGACUUCUUUUGUUGAGGAAUGUAGACAUUCCCCUCCAAAUUCUGACUUGCUUUUUAAUCAAGAAAUUAGCACAUGUUGGUCAAGCAAGACAAAUGCUGAUGGAUCUCCAGAACAUCAGAUAGAAGCCUCUUCUGCACAGUUCCACCAUUCCUUUUGGAAAAAUCAAAAUAGUUGCCCUUUUCCGCUUUCUAAAAUGAGUGACAUGCAUGUACCCCUUCAAGAUGAUGAUGCAGCAUCGGCUUCUGCAAGUGAAUGUAAUACUGAAAUUUUACUAAAUGAGAAUGCCUCCUUAGUGAAGACACACAGGCCACGAAGCUAUAGUCUUCGUGACUUGCCCCUACACAAUAAAUUUAUCAACUGGUGUGGAGUGAAGGGCAGUCCUCCGUCCUCAAUAAUUAGCUUGACUGGCAGUGCUGCUGAUUUACAAAAUCAAAUGGAAAAGAAGCCAGUCAGCAAACAAGGAACUGAAACAGAAGGGAAAUCCCAGCCUUGGGAAAGUAGAACAAGAGAAAUUGAGAGACUUCAAAGAGAGCGUGCCCAGAUUAUGUCUGGCAUACAUCUGGAUAUGAAGCAGCACCCUCUUACUGUAGAGCUUACUGAAGCAAAACUGAAUUAUGGAAUUGGGGAAACAGAUGCACUGCUGAGAAUUCUUCAGAAUGGAACAGGGGAGGAUCUGACUUCAGUUCCCAUAAAGCAGCAACUUUAUGAAAGGCACAUGAAGACAAUUGAUGCCCUGAGAAAGCAGAGGGAGGAAAGGCUUCAGAGCUUUAGGAGAACCCGUAGUCUCAGUCCACAAAAGCAUCUGAGCCUGAUGCAGACGUUGGACACAAACCAGCGGGAUCUGGAUCUCCCCAGCAGACGCCGAGAAUACUUGCAGCAACUGAGAAGAAAUGUAGUAGAAAAUACUAGAGUCCAAGAACCAAAGAGGAGGAUUGCCCAGUAUCCUUCAGAGAUUGAACUACUACUCCGAGACUAUCAGAGGGCACGAGAGGAGGCCAAGACUGAAAUUGCAAGAGCAAGGGACAAACUUCGGGAGAGAGCUGAGCAAGAAAAGAGACGUAUACGAGAGCAAAUAUUUUCUCAUCUACAGAAGGAAGAAGCAAAGCUGAAGACACUUGUAAGCACAAGCACUUUAUGUACAGAUUCCAGCCUCAGUCUUUCCUCUGGCCCAACAUCUGGUUAUAACAGCAGCAAUGCUGCUACUUAUGCUGCGAGUAAACUCAGCAAACAGGAAGCACUGAUUUCUCCUGGAAGUGCAGAGCUCCCAAGAGGAGAUACAAGAGGUCGCUCAGCUGUUAGAAAUAGUCAACUUUAUGUGUUAGAGCAACUACAAAAGAAAUCAGAAUGUGAGAGCAGCAGAGUUCAGCCACCACUUCCAUCUGCUAGCAUCAGCCAUAGGUUCAGUCCUGGACUAACUCUUUCAGUCAGCUCCUCUCCUACAAAAGAAUACCAGGAUUUAUCCAAACACAUUUUGGCUAAUGCUACCACUGAGGUUAUGGCAGCCUGUUCAAAUAACCUGAGGAACUUUUACAAAUGCCAGGCAGCAGCUGGUUGGAAAUACCAGUGUACAGAAAAAGAGGUACUGGUUUAUUACAAAGUCUUCCCAUCAGCAACUAAGCAUGGGUUUUUGGGAGCUGGAGUGAUUGAAAGACCCCUUCCCAAGGUGUGGUGCAUGGUGAAAGACCCUGGCAAAAGGCAUCUAUAUGACAAAACCAUUAACACAGCUCAAGUACAUAAGAAAGUAAUGAGCCAUAUUCAGCUGGUAUAUUUGGUGAGUGAUACUUCAUUGUGUUACCUAAAGCAACCACGGGAUUUCUGCUGCAUCACCGUAGAGGCCAAAGAGGAAAACUUGUCGAUUUUAGCUAUUCAAUCUAUCUACGAUGAGUCCAUGCCUCGUCCUUGUAAAGAAAUGGUACGAGGAGAGAUUCUGCCAAGUGCUUGGAUAUUGGAACCUGAUAGAGUAAAUGGAAAAGACAUCACCAGAGUCAUUUACAUGGCACAGGUUGAUCUUGGCGCCCCAGCUAUCCCUGCACAGCUUCUGAGCUCCAUUGUUAAGCGGCAGCCUCUGGUGAUUGCUAGACUAGCACAUUUUUUUGCUAGUUAACAAUGUUAGUUAACAACAGAACCAGACACAGUUACAGUGGGUGACAGCUACUAAGUACCAAGGAAUGGAUGUGAAAGUCUUUAUCUUCCAGACAAAGUAACAUUUUGGCUUAGAAAACAUGUCCCACUUCAGAACUGGAGAUGAGACGCCACAGGCUAACCAGCCAUGGACAAAGCUAUUACUGAAACAAACAAAUGGAAGAUCAGGAGCUCCAGGAAUCACUGUUCAAAGAGUAAACAUUUCUGGGGUACUUGUCCUUACCAGAGGUAGGUCCCUAACUGCACUUGCUGUUCAGUAGUGGGAAAAAGUACUGCCUGUAGAAGUUCUGUCAGCAAAGGCAGAGAGCGGUCACCUUGCAAGCAAUCAACCUCUAUAUGCAGAAAUCUGCUUGGGUGCAAAAGGCAGGUUAUAGCCAUUUCAAAGUGCAGUCCUUCCAAGAAAAAAGAAGUGGUGUAAGAGUAUAUCAUGGCCGGAGGCUUUUUACAAGCCCUUAAUAGAGAAACAAAUCUGUCGUACUGCACCUUGUAGCAUCUGACAAGAAUUAUGCUUACAGAUAGAAGCUUCGUAAUAAACAUUGUAGAUAAAGUCAGCUUGCCCACCUGGAGGAGUCACUUCAUCUUGGCAGGGUUAAAAUGUUAACAGCAUGACAAACUAAUCAUUCUACACCCCGCUUGAAUGAAGAGCUAAAUCCAGUAUAUCAAACCGUCACUAUUGAGCAACAGUGGCAAAAAAAACAUACCUCAGGAGAUGCAAUUUAUUAGUGCGCUACUACACGAUCAUCAUAAUGCAGAAUUAGGUACUUUGAAGUGGAGAAACCAAAUUCACAGUUGUAAAGCAAGACUAUUUAUUAUUUUUAAAAUAGAACUGAUGAUUCAAGUUGUUUCUAGAAUUAAAAUCCUGCAAAGUUUAGCUUUGUCCUGAUGGCUGUUCCAUUCUUUUUCUCACCUGUACCAACUAGAUUCUCUAGCCUGUGACAUAGGCUCUGUACCUUAGCAACUGUCCCAUUGUAGCCAUUCUGUUCACAGUUCCCUUGUAGCAUUACUUAUGAGCUCAUGGCUGGGAGAAAAUCUCCAGCUGAGUUUCGUCUGAAACUCCUGCUUUAAAGCUUUAUAUACAGAAAACCCUCUUCCUAUAAAAUUCAGUCAUGAAAUUCUUUUAAAAAUAAUUAAGGGACUAGGUUUCAUUGAGCUGUAUUAUUAUUAUUUUGGGUAAAGCUCUUCAACAUUGCUAUAGCAGAGAACCACUUAAGGCAUUUUAUUGCUUGUAAGGGGUAAAGGUCCCUGCUGUCCAAGGUAGAACUGCACUUUAAAUGUGAUGAAUGGGUACCUAUAUAAAGCAUCUAACUUAAACCACCAGCCUUAGGGGCCAUGUUGGGGUGAAAAAAAUCAUGGCUGUUUUUCUUAAUUUCAGCAAGUCCAGUGCACCUUUAGAAUCGGAGGGCUAAAGUCUGCGCUUUCAGUUCAACUCUGCGAUCCACCGACUUCACUGAGGGUGCACAUGCCUAACAGGGCAGAAUCCAGUCCUUAAGCUCAGUAAAUUAGACACCCAUUUGUGUCAAAUGCUCCAGAAAGUUAAAGUAAAAUAUUCAGAUCAAAUUUUUGUUCUAGUCUGACAGGGAUGAGUGAUUGCUUAGCACCUACUCAACAACUGUUAAGUUUACUUCAUUAAUCACUCACCUGCCAGAGAAAACAAAUUCCAGAAAUAGCUUUCAGCAAGUGACAAGCCCCCACGCUGCACUCCCCAAUGUUUAAAGGGAUAACAACCUAUUUCCUGCUUUCCACUUUAAAAAGCCAUCAUGUAUUGAUUUGUUACUUGGAGGUGGACUUUAAGUGCACGAAGCAAAAUUCCUCCUCCUGGCUCUAAGUACCCCAGAACCCUUCAAUUCAGACUUAGGGUAUGGCUACACUCGCACUUCGGAGCGCUCCCGCAGCAGCGCUUUGAAGUGCGAGUGUGGUUGCGGCACCAGCGCUGGGAGAGAGCUCUCCCACCGCUACAGGUACUCCACCUCCCUGUGGGGAUUAGAUUACAGCACUGGG